Molecule: messenger RNA, 1533 nt
Organism: Truncatella angustata
Lineage: Eukaryota; Fungi; Ascomycota; Sordariomycetes; Amphisphaeriales; Sporocadaceae
Product: Tannase/feruloyl esterase
Exons: 2
Coding region: 1-1533 (510 amino acids)
Source: RefSeq, a predicted model, not a curated record
AUGGCAAAGACAAUCGUUGCUUCAGCAGUUUGUGACUUUGACACUUUUACGAACCUCACUUUGGGUAAUAUUGAGAUACUGUCGUUUGAUGUCGCAGUUGCGCUGAACGUCUCGGCGGUUGGCGGUGUUGGACCAUCGCUUGGCACUGACAUCUGCCAGAUCGCGAUCAAGUACACUCAUCCUGGGCAGUAUGAUGUAGUCAACACUUGGAUUGGUCUUCCACAUGAUCCAACGAAUUGGAACUCCCGCUUCCAAAUGGUCGGUGGUGGUGGUUGGACCUCAGGUAGUCAGAGUACCAUUGUUGCGCCUGUCGCAGCUGGGUAUUCGUCCUCAUCCACGGAUGGGGGACACAACGCCACUCAGCGCACCGCUGAUUGGGGCCUUGUUAGCCCCGGAAACACCAAUUGGCCUGCGCUUUCGGACUUUGCAAGUGUGGCUCUGGAUGAAGCUGCUUCGUUGGGAAAACUUGCAACCUUUAUCUAUUAUGGGCAGAAGCCAACAUAUUCUUACUGGAAUGGCUGCUCCACAGGCGGGAGACAAGGCCAUAUGAUGGCACAACGCUACCCUUCCCAAUUCGAUGGUAUUGUGGCAGGCUCCCCUGCAAUCAACUGGCAAAGAUUCCAGCUGCAACAAUUUUGGUCGGAUUUCAAGGCGCACGAAUUAGGCAUCGCACCACCGUCAUGCGUCCUUCAAGCAAUUAGCAGAGCUGCUACAGCGGCAUGUGAUAAAUUGGACGGAGUGGAGGAUUCAGUGAUAUCCUAUCCCGGGCAGUGCACAUUUGAUGCCAAGACACUUGUCGGCCAGGCUAUCAACUGUACAAGGCCUCAGGGACUCAUCGUCAUGACCGAGGAGAUGGCCAUUUUGGCAAAUGCAAUCUGGCAAGGCCCGGUUUCCGCUGAUGGUGGGUUCCAAUGGUAUGGAAUUAACCGUGAUGCAAGUUUGACUGGCCUUCUUUCGACGACAUGCACGACUGUUGACAAUUGUACUGUGAAUCCCUUUCAAAUUGGAAUCGAUUGGCUCCAAAUCUUUCUUGCCCGCAAUGCCUCUUUUGAUACCGACACCCUUACUCAUCAGCAAUGGGAUCGUUUCUAUCGCCAGUCUGUCGACGAGUAUACUUCUGUCAUUGGUACCGACAACCCCGAUUUGACAGAUUUAAAGAGCGCCGGUACGAAACUACUUGCUUGGCAUGGCACUCAAGAUCCACUGAUUCCUUCCAACGGCACUAUCAACUACUACGAGCGUGCCGCUGCUUUCAAUGGGCAGGAUUUCAGCGACCAUGUCCGGUUCUUCUUGGCUCCGGGAGUCGGGCACUGUGGAGGCGGGCCGGGCCUUGAUCCUAGCGGCACGGUCUUUGAUGUCUUACGCAGCUGGGUGGAGAAUGGUACAAUCCCAGAAACGCUGCCUGCAACUGGGCCUGCGGUUGGUUCCUCGGAUAGCGGAGAGGUUCGGUCUAUUGACUUAUGCCUGUACCCCAAGGUACUUACCUAUAAUGGCCCAGAUCCUAAUGACCAGGCAUCCUUUAGUUGUGGUUAG